Molecule: messenger RNA, 1690 nt
Organism: Caenorhabditis auriculariae
Lineage: Eukaryota; Metazoa; Nematoda; Chromadorea; Rhabditida; Rhabditidae
Source: the annotation of a GenBank genome assembly
AUGCUGAUUUGGCAGAGGGUGCAGAUGGCCAAGGACGACGACGUCCGCGUCCCGAUCCUCGACGGCUCGACGGCGGCCGCUUCGCUGGCGCUGCGCCCGCUCUCUCCGCUGGAUCGCGCAGCCGUUCAAGCCCUCUGCGCUGCUUCCUUCCCCAUUGAGUAUCCCGAGUGUUGGUUCGUGACUAGAGGACCUUUGCUCACGGAUUUCCUCGUUUUAUCAGGUUCGAUGAAGUUGUCUCCGGCUCGUUGACGUCUUUGGGCCUGUUCGAUGACAAGCAACUCGUUGCGAUGAUUGUCUCCGAGACGAAGAAUAUCUCCAAGUGCAACCUAGAGGCAAGUUCGUUUUCUUAGCGAUUGAUUGUGAUUAAUUUAGAAUUUUUUUUUUUUUUUGAGAACUAUUCUCUUAAAAACUUCUGGAACAAAUUUCAAUCAGUCUAGAAGAAAGCUAUUGGAAAACAACGUGGUGGAUUUCGAAUUUUCGAGAUAUUUGCUAUGAGCGGAAUAUUACAAGAAUUGUCCGAAUUAAUUGGAUUUGUAGUAGUUUUUAGUCGUGCAAAAAUCCUUGUCGGAUUUACCUCAUUUAUUCUGAUUCAAAGCCCUCAAUAGGAUUUUAAAAAGCGUAGAUGUCUUGAAUGACCAAAAAAAUACUGGAAGCGGCUUUUUUUCUAUACUUUUUUUUAACGUACUAGAAAGGUUAUUUUUUGAAUAAACUGUGGUGUCGUGUUCAGCAAAAUUCCCAAGAGUUUGAAUUUUAGGUAUCUCUUUCAUUCUCUGACGGCCGUUUUAAAUUUUACGAAUUUUCCUCGGGCAAAGUCGGAAUGGUGGAGAAUGGCCGCUAAAAGGAAGCAGCAAACCUUUAUCGAGCUUUCCUCCUCGAAUUUCAAGGCUUAAAAAAUGGUGGAAAAAGGGAGAGGCAGCAAAAGUGGUGCAUAAAAUGGAGCAAAAAGGUAGCAAAAAAAAUUAUGGAAUUUUUAUGGAACCUUUUUCCACCCUUUCCGACUUUGCCUAUGUCUUUGAACACGGCAUAGGCUUCAGGAAUUUUUUUCUCAAUGAUAUAUUUUGCUUCAAGCAUGGAAUGGUUCAUUUUUAUUUUCCAGGACAGCGAUAUAAUUUCCAAUCAAAGCGCUCUGGUCGUCUACAUCCUUUCGCUUGCCGUGUCAAACGAUUACCGACGGAUGGGUCUUGCCACGCGUUUGCUCAAUUGUCUCUUCGAAUCGGUAAGCGCUAAUUUAUACAUCUUUCCGAAUAACGACGCAUUUUGAGGUGGUCAAUCAGCCGCCAUAUCCGCGUGCCGUUUUCUUGCACGUUCUGUCGACGAAUCUGCCCGCCAUCAACUUUUAUCGCUCAAACGGAUUCAGAUGGCACGCUUCCUUGUUGUCAGUUUGUAUACUCGAAAAUAAUCAAUUAUAUUUGACUAUCUAAGUUGAUUGCUUCCAUAACGGGACAGGCGGUCGAGUAAUUCCUAUUGAAAAGAAAAGAUGAAUAUUUCAGCCUUUGCCUUUGCUCUCCAUAGAUUCUUCAAUUCUUUCAGAAACUACUAUCGUAUCGGAUCCGGAUUCGGCGACGGCUGCACCUACGUCAAGUACACGAACGGACAGAGGCCGCCCCUUUCCAUUUCGGAGGUGCUGAGACUCGUCGGCGUCGUCGUUUGUUUUCCCCUCAAGACCCUGUGCAAAUUGUUUUCUUAUUAA